AUGGCCCCGCCGCGCGCCCCGCGGGGGCCGCCGCCGCUCCCGCUGCUGCUGCUGCUGCUGCUGCCCGCCGCCCCCGGGGCGCGGGGCCAGCCGUCCCCCCCGGCCCGCCGGCCGCCCGAGCCCGGCCCCGGGCGCGAGCCGCUGCCGCCGGCGCCGCCGCCCACCGCGCCCCCCGGACCCCGCCGGGCGGCCCCCGCGCCGGACGCCGCCGCCCCCCGAGGCGGGAGCGCGGCUGCUGUAAGGAACCACACAGGAAACAUCACCUUGGAUCAGAAUCAAGUGGGCUUUUCCACAUUGGCCUCCAAGGAGGGCGUGAAGGUUCAGACCCCCGUCCAGAGUCACGCUCCUUCAGCUGCUCUAGAAAACCCCACUCCGCAUACUGAAACAGCAGGUGCCGGAGGAACAAACCACACCUCGAGGAGAACGAAGGCUAAUACUUCCCCUGCUGGGCCUGAGCGAGCAACAGCUCUGCCUUCCCCGAGCAGCCCUUCAGCCUUGGGAAGGCUUCCCCUGCCAGCCAGCAGUCCAGGGUCGGAAGGAGGAAGUGCCCCUUCUCACCCAGAGAGCAGAACCUCUUGGGGUUCCCUGGCGAGGGAGAAGGGGCUCCCCGAAGAAGUGACCGCGCAGACCCAAGUGGCCACUUCAGUUCUGAGCCAGGCCUCUCGUCCUGCCGUGGAGACGGGAGAAGAGGCCUCACUCUCCAGGAAGGGGAAUUCCUCAGAGCCAGAGCUCUCCUGGCUGCUUUCCUCCAGGACCUGGGCUUCCUCCCCGCCCUCAGGUCUCUCUGCAGCUUCUGGAAGUAUGGACGAGCUAAACCACUCCGCUGCUCCUCAAAGCCCCUCGGUCAGCUGGGCAAAGAGUGUGCAGGUUGCCACCAUCUUCCCCAAUGGUGUCCCCAGGGGGACCCCGUCUUUAGCUGUCAGUGCGGGACAGCUGAGCGACACAGAAGGUUUCUCUGAGGAUGCGGAAGCCGCCCCCACGUCAGCAUCAGCUCAUUCCUCACCGGCCGUGGCAGAACUGAGGAGAAACACCGGAAUGAGCGGGAGGCUGGGGGACGGGACAUUCAGGGAGGCCUCCACGGAGAAUGGAUUUGGCCUCACAGCUUCUGAGGUCUCAGCGGGAUUGUGGCAAAAUGAUUCCCCAGUCUCGGAAGGACCCCCGCAGGCCAGUGGCUCUGACAAGAGGAACGGGAGCCCCGCGUCUCGGACGGAGUCUGUGUCUGGGCCAGUCCCGUUGGGUGGAGCCGGAGAGAGCACUGCGCACUGGAUGUUGACCAACAGCAAGGCAUUUGAAGAUGUGACAGGAAGCUCCACUUCCUACCCUGGAGUGGUGAACUCUUCCGUUCUGACCCAGUUCUCAGCCUCUGCCCCACAGCCUGGAGGAAGUGACAGCGCGCUGGGGGCAGGGAGCGACGCCGAGCUGGCUACCGAGUCUUCGUCUUCCUCCUCCUCAGAGAGCCUGGAGUCCUUGGCUCCACGCGGCGAACGCUCAACCACGGAAGAUAGUCCCGAGCUGGGAAUUGGUGCCGACACGCAGGAGGGGUCCGAGGGAACCCCCAGAGCCCGCGCCCACAGCCCCCACACGUCAGCCACUUUCACUGGCAACGGGGAGCGCACGCUGCGAUCCGUCACCAACCGGACUUCCUCCGGGGACGCGGGGCGCUCCCAGGCGGCACCCCGGGAGGCAGAGAGCGCCACUCCGCAGGGGAAUGUGACCGCGGCUGUCACUGGGAUUAUCUACCAUCCGGCGAUUGGCACGGACCCUGAGGGGGGGCCCUCCAGCCACCACCCCGACCACACCUACGUCUCCUCCACCUUCACCAAAGGGGAGCGCGCUCUGCUGUCCAUCACCGACAACAGCUCCGCCCCGGACGCCGGGGAGAGGUCCACCGCGGCCGCCAAGAUCUCAAACUCUUCAGAUGCUGCUCCUUCCCCUCCUCAGGGGCAGACGGAAAGAAGGAACACCUCAUCCUUCCAAGGGGGAGGGGCGGGUGCUCGCCCUGCCACCGAGUCCCUGAGUCUGCACACAGCCCACCCCCCGCCCUACACGCCCGCCACGAACACAUCACGUUCCUGGGACCUUCCGGGCACACGCACCGGACGGGACAGCGACGCGCCUCCUUCGUCGGGGCCGCCUCUGCCCCCGCCCUCAGUGUCACAGCCCCACCGGUCCUCCUCCUCCUCCUCCUCCUCUUCCUCCUCCUCCUCCUCCUCCACCUCCUCCUCCUCCAGAGCCUCCGCCCACCCGCUGGAGGCCACCCCCGACGCGCCCACGCCUCUGCCCUCCUCGCCGCCCCCUUCGCCGGCAUCCCUGACGGUCCCGGCCCCCGUCACAGUGUCCGUGUCCCAGGCAACCCUCUCGCCGUCCUCUCUGACGCUGGCCCUGCCCAGGGCCAGGGACACGCCCGUGACCGCAGUUCGGCCGGCGACCGUGACAUCGCCCGUGGCCGUGCUCUCCCACGGCCAAACGGCAGAGCCUAAGAACCAGAGCAACCCACACCACGAACACGCGGCCGCGGCGUCCACGCCCCCGCGCUGGGAGUCUCUGCCCACAGAGGCCGCCGGAGCUGACACGGCGAGCUCCGCCUCGGGGGUCCCCGGGGCCCCCGCUUUACCGGAGUCCUCCACGGAGCCCACCCUCCCGGCCACGAGCACCAGGGUGGCCCGGACGCCUCCGGCGUGGACAGCCACCACGCCCAAGGCGCCCCCUCCCCCCGUGCCCACCCCAGACCCCUCGUCAAGCACGGCCACCCCGGUGGCCGGCCCCACCGCAGGGCAGACCGCAGCUGGGGAGCCGCUCCUGCCGACCAGCCCGGACACCCCAGCGCCGCGGGUCCCCACGGGAGCCGCCGUCACCACACAGAGGAGCCGAGGGCCUGUCGCUGGCACCACCCCAGGGAGCGCCCUGACCAGCGCACCCACAGCAGCGACGGUGCUGACCACGGGCGGCCCGGCCUCCCCUGUCCUCAGGACGUCCCCCGCUCCCCGGAGCACCCACGCCGCUCCGGCUGACGUGUCCCCUCCCCGGGCCACCACCGCCCGUGCUCAGAGCGGCACGCCGGCCCCCACGGCACGGGCGUCUCCAGCCUCAGUGAACGGCUGCGCCCCCAACCCCUGCCGCCACGGUGGGAAAUGCGUCAUGGACCCCGCCCUCGGCGGGCAUCGAUGCGUGUGCUCAGCCUCCUGGCAAGGCGAGGACUGCAGUGUGGAUGUGAAUGAGUGCCUCUCCAAUCCCUGCCCACCGCUGGCCGCGUGCAACAACACUCAGGGAUCCUUCACCUGCCGAUGCCCCAUUGGGUACCAGCUAGAGAAAGGAAUAUGCACUUUGGUUAGAACCUUCGUGACAGAGUUCAAAUUAAAGAAAACGUUUCCCAAUUCCACCGUGGAAAGACAUUCGGACCUGCGUGAAGUUGAAAACGAGGUCACCAGCACGCUGAAUAUGUGUUUUUCGGUGUUCCCUGGUUAUACCCGGUCCACAGUUCGUGCUUCAGGAGAGUCCGGCGCCGUGGCCCUGUCGCUGCAGACCACCUUCUCCCUGGCCUCCAACGUGACGCUGUUCGACCUGGCCGAUGGGAUGCAGAGGUGUGCCAACUCCUGCAGGUCCCCCGCCGAGGUCUGCCAGCUCCUGGGAUCGCAGAGGCGCAUCUUUAGAGCCGGCAGCCUGUGCAAGCGGAAGACCCCGGAGUGCGACAAGGAGACCUCCGUCUGCACAGACCUGGACGGGGUGGCGCUGUGCCAGUGCAAGGCGGGCUACUUCCAGUUCAACAAGAUGGACCACUCCUGCCGAGCAUGUGAAGACGGAUAUAGGCUUGAAAACGAAACCUGUAUGAGUUGCCCAUUUGGCCUUGGUGGUCUCAACUGUGGAAACCCCUACCAGCUUAUCACCGUAGUGAUUGCAGCAGCAGGAGGCGGGCUUCUGCUGAUCCUGGGCAUUGCACUGAUUGUCACCUGCUGCCGAAAGAAUAAAAAUGACAUAAGCAAACUCAUCUUCAAAAGUGGAGAUUUCCAAAUGUCCCCCUACGCCGAGUACCCCAAGAACCCUCGCUCACAGGAAUGGGGCCGAGAAGCUAUUGAGAUGCAUGAGAACGGAAGCACCAAAAACCUCCUCCAGAUGACGGACGUGUAUUACUCGCCCACCAGCGUAAGGAAUCCUGAACUUGAACGGAACGGACUCUACCCGGCCUACACUGGAUUGCCGGGAUCUCGGCAUUCUUGCAUUUUCCCGGGACAGUACAACCCGUCUUUCAUCAGUGAUGAGAGCAGGAGAAGAGACUACUUUUAA
Pipistrellus nathusii (Nathusius's pipistrelle) is the source of this 4281-nucleotide messenger RNA. NCBI's taxonomy places the organism in Eukaryota, Metazoa, Chordata, Mammalia, Chiroptera, Vespertilionidae. The record is from the annotation of a GenBank genome assembly.